AUGGGAGCUGGCCAAGAUGCAGACAUCCGGCAGAUGGGAGCAGGCCCAGAUGCAGACAUCUGGCAGAUGGGAGCAGGCCCAGAUGCAGACAUCCGGCAGAUGGGAGCAGGCCCAGAUGCAGACAAUGGGAGCAGGACAAUGAGCAGAUGGGAUCUGAUUGAAACUACAAUCAGAUGGGAGCUGGCCCAGAUGCAGACAUCCGGCAGAUGGGAGCAGGCCCAGAUGCAGACAUCCGGCAGAUGGGAGCAGCAGGCCCAGAUGCAGACAUCCGCAGAUGGGAGCAGGCCCAGAUGCAGACAUCCGGCAGAUGAGAGCAGGCCCAGAUGCAGACAUCCGGCAGAUGGGAGCAGGCCCAGAUGCAGACAUCCGGCAGAUGGGAGCAGGCCCAGAUGCAGACAUCGGCUGAUGGGAGCAGGCCCAGAUGCAGACAUCCGGGAGAUGGGAGCAGGCCCAGAUGCAGACAUCCGGCAGAUGGGAGCAGGCCCAGAUGCAGACAUCCGGCAGAUGGGAGCAGGCCCAGAUGCAGACAUCGGGCUGAUGGGAGCAGGCCAAGAUGCAGACAUCGGGCAGAUGGGAGCUGGCCGAGACACAGACAUUGGAUGGAGGGAGAUGGUCAAGACAAUGAGCAGAUGGGAGCUGGUUGAGACAAUGAGCAGAUGGGAGCUGAUUGAAACUACAAACAGAUGGGAGCUGGCCAAGACACUGGCAACAGACAGAUUGAAGCUAGUUGUGACACAGACAUUGAAUAGAUGGGAGCUUAUCAAGAUACAGAGAUGA
Molecule: messenger RNA, 777 nt
Organism: Acanthosepion pharaonis
Lineage: Eukaryota; Metazoa; Mollusca; Cephalopoda; Sepiida; Sepiidae
Source: the annotation of a GenBank genome assembly